This is a messenger RNA of Medioppia subpectinata, 819 nucleotides long. NCBI's taxonomy places the organism in Eukaryota, Metazoa, Arthropoda, Arachnida, Sarcoptiformes, Oppiidae. The record is from the annotation of a GenBank genome assembly.
AUGGUAUGUAACACAACAUGGGAUGGGGUCUCGUGUUGGUUACCCACAGCUGUCGGACAAUUAUCAGUGAUUCCGUGUUUUUCCACAUUUAAUAAAGUUCAUUACGACACGACUCAGAAUGCCUCGCGUUUAUGUCAUUUGAACGGCUCGUGGGCCGAGAGAGCCGACUAUAACCGAUGCACACCAUUGACCGACGAGUUUGAGAUACCAUCGACGCUAUGGGAUGUGAGAGAGACGGCAACGAUUUACUACAUCGGAUACGGCUUAUCACUGAUUGCUCUGUCAAUAGCGUUGUGGAUAUUUUUAGAUUUGCGUUGUGUUCGUAAUACCAUUCAUACAAAUCUGAUGAUCACAUAUAUGUAUAUUGAUGUCUUUGUUCUGCUCAUUGCCAUUUGUUGGAUUAUAACCGAUCGACUUCAUUCAUAUCCCUCGUCAAACAUUUCAAAUAACGCGUCAUGUUUUCUGGUUAUUCUCCUCACAUACUUAAUGGGAACCAAUUUCUUCUGGAUGUUUGUCGAAGGACUCUAUUUAUACAUUUUGGUCGUCAAAACAUUUUCUAUAGAACUGGUGAAAGUCCACAUCUAUGCCUUCAUAGGCUGGGGUUUGCCGGCACUGGUCGUUAUGGUUUGGGCUCCAGUCAAAGCAUAUCUCAGUGGCAGCCCAGACCGUCCAUACGGGCCAUCGGGGUGCCCAUGGCAACUCAAGGACUUCUUUGACUAUAUCUUUAUAUGUCCAGUAAUUCUGGUACUUCUGAUUAUGUGGGUUUUGAUCACUAAACUCCGGGCGGCGACCAGUGCUGAGUCCAAACAAUAUUGGUUA